AUGGGUAACAAGGCGCUCCAAAUCAAUCCCCCCAACGCCAACAUCAACCUCUCCACUCAUGGCUCCGACUGGUUGUGGGCCGUGUUUUCUAUCAUGGCCGUCUCCCUCCUCGUCGCAAUCGUCGCCAACUUCCUCAGACCAUGGGGCACUCGUCUCUUCCACCAGAUCGCUAUCAUAAUCCUCACCACCGCCAGCAUUUCCUACUUCGCCAUGGCUUCCGAUCUCGGUGCGACCCCGGUCAGGGUAGAGUUCCGCAAACACGGUGACAGCCCUACUCGCCAAGUCUGGUUCGUGCGGUACAUCCAGUGGUUCAUCACCUUCCCUCUGGUUGUCCUUGAGCUCUUGCUCACCACCGGUCUUCCCCUUUCCGACGUUUUCACUGCCAUCUUCAUGUCCAUAGUUGUCGUGGUCAGCGGUCUCGUCGGCUCUCUGGUGCCCAGCACCUACAAGUGGGGUUUCUACGUCUUUGGCGUGGUUGCCUUGUUCUACAUCUGGUAUGUGCUGCUACUGCACGGCCCACGUGCGAGCUUUGCCGCAGACCUCCGCGCUGGUUACUUCAUGUGCGCGGGCUGGCUGUCCUUCAUUACCCUGCUCUACCCCAUUUCCUGGGCGCUCUCUGAGGGCGGGAAUGUCAUAAAACCCACGUCCGAGAUGAUAUUCUACGGCAUCCUCGACCUUCUAGCAGGCCCGCUAUUCCUUUGCGUGUUCCUCUUCAGUCUGCGCUCUGUCGACUACGCGGCAUUCAGCCUGCAAUCGGGCAAGUACUCAGGCACGGGUGGCGAAGCAGGUGCGGGUCCUGUUCGGCAGACAAAGGCGGCUGAGGCUGGCGCUGCUGCCCAAGCUUAA
Messenger RNA from Sparassis crispa, 846 nucleotides. Its product is annotated as Protein FDD123. Gene Ontology annotation, cellular component: endoplasmic reticulum; plasma membrane. NCBI's taxonomy places the organism in Eukaryota, Fungi, Basidiomycota, Agaricomycetes, Polyporales, Sparassidaceae. The coding region runs from base 1 to 846 and encodes 281 amino acids. The transcript is spliced from 4 exons. The record is from RefSeq and is a predicted model, not a curated record.